AUGAGUUGGCAAGUGCCUAUUGUUAGUGUUUUGUUAUGUUAUCUUAUAUGUUUUUGCUCUCAUGGAUAUGCUAAAUUGGCGCCCGACUACAUUCACCCUUGCAAUGAGACAUCACGAGAAUGCCUAGUAAAAUCGACGCAAGAGGCGAUUCCCGAUUUCGUCAAAGGCAUUCCAGAACUUGGAGUACCAGUUCUAGAUCCAUUCACCAUUGAGAAACUCUCCAUCCCAUUGAGCGGUUUGACCUUCACCUUCUAUGAAGGCAAAGUGUCUGGCUUCAGAAAAUGCAUUGUGGACGAUGUUAUAUCGGAUCUCGAAAAGCGGCACUUCGUUCUGGCAUUCCACUGCAACUUGACUAUUAAGGGUACUUAUGAUGCCAAUGGAAAAAUCCUUCUAUUCCCUAUUGACGGUGCGGGCAAUGCCAAAAUUAAGCUGACUAACCUUCGCAUGAAGGUCGACAUUAAAACGAAGUACAUAAAAGAUAACAAAGGUGUCAAUCACUUUGCUGUGAAAAGCUAUAAAUACACCUUUGAUUACGGUGACCGAGUCUCGUUCGAACUUGAGAAUCUCUUCAAGGAAAGCAAAGAGCUUAGCAGAACAGUACUUCAAUUUCUAAACGAAAAUUGGCGGUUAGUAGCAGAAGAAUUUGGAAAACCGAUAGUAGACUACGCCGUAGAUCUAGCAAUACGGACUAUCGAAAAGUUCUUCAUUGCAGUGCCUUAUGAAGAACUCAUUAAUGUUCCCAUUCCUAAAUUUUAG
Spodoptera littoralis (African cotton leafworm) is the source of this 756-nucleotide messenger RNA. The record is from the annotation of a GenBank genome assembly. NCBI's taxonomy places the organism in Eukaryota, Metazoa, Arthropoda, Insecta, Lepidoptera, Noctuidae.